Messenger RNA from Aspergillus uvarum CBS 121591, 935 nucleotides. Its product is annotated as putative alanine--tRNA ligase. The coding region runs from base 85 to 921 and encodes 278 amino acids. Lineage: Eukaryota; Fungi; Ascomycota; Eurotiomycetes; Eurotiales; Aspergillaceae. The record is from RefSeq and is a predicted model, not a curated record. Gene Ontology annotation, biological process: regulation of translational fidelity; alanyl-tRNA aminoacylation. The transcript has a single exon. Gene Ontology annotation, molecular function: Ser-tRNA(Ala) deacylase activity; alanine-tRNA ligase activity; ATP binding.
CAUUCCCCAAGAACCUCAAUGCUAAGAACAGCUCUUGCUUCUUUUCGUCGUCUGCCUCCAUUCACUGCAGCAAAAAAUUUCACAAUGGGUUCCAACGCCGCACGAACAUUCCUUGCCUACCAGCACGACGCGAAACUCCAAACGCUUGACACCAUCGUAACCGCCGUGUUGCCCUUCUCUGCCCUCGAGGAAUCCAACCGCCUCCUCUUCAAGCAAGGCACAGAUGAAGACCACAUUGUCAUCACAGAGCAGACUAUCUUUCAUCCGCAAGGUGGCGGCCAGCCCUCCGAUGUGAAAACCAUGAGCCACACGUCCACCGCCACCAAAUUCACCGUCACAGCCGUGCGGAUGGGCCAAGCCCCCCGCGACGGCCAGGUCCUCCAUCUCGGUCGGUUUGAGGGAGUUGCUAAUCCCGACGCAUUCUUCAAGGCUGGAGACUCGAUCCAGCAGGCGAUCGACGCCGAGAAGCGCCUCCUGUACUCGCGCCUGCACACCGCGGGCCAUGUCCUCGGCUCCGCGGUGCGCCAUCUUCUCGAGAAUGAGGUCGAGAAUUUUGACGAGCUGAAAGCCUCGCACUUCCCCGAUCUCGCGAACUGCGAGUUCCGGGGCCUGAUCGACGGGAAGUGGAAGGAGCCCAUUCAGGGCAAGGUAGAUGAGUUCCUGGCGGCCAAGCUGCCGGUGCAGGUGGAGUGGUGGGAUGAGGAGGACUUUCGGGCGAACGGGCUGGAGAGGUUGAUCCCCGAUCGGGAGGCGCUGGGUGUCCCUGCUGGGGAGAAGUUCCGGGUCGUUCAUAUUGUCGGGGCGGAGGUCUAUCCGUGUGGUGGGACGCAUGUCGAGACGACGGAUCUGUGUGGGCCGGCGAAGGUGCGCAAGAUUUCGAGGAGCAAGGGGAUCUCGAAGAUUAGCUAUGUGGUGGAGUGAUAUGUUCACAUUCU